CGUCAAUGUGUGUUUCUUUUAUUUUGAAACGUCUAACCGGAAAUGGCUUAAUUUUUUAUUUUAGCUUAACACUGGCUGUCGGUAAGUUGUUGCUUACUGUUUUCACUCGUGUGAAAAAUGUUAUCGGCGAUUUGGCGUCGCAGCUGUGGCCGCUAAUUUCACCUCAAAAGCAAAACGCCAGUAUAUUUCAGUGGAGUGGAAAACUUGCGAAUACCUGAAAAGGUUGUGUAAGCCAUGAUCUGAGGUGUCUGCAUUUUCUCUGUGGAAAUAGGCCUGCCCUCCCACAUGCUGCACUCACACACAUCAAUCAUGUCUCAGACUGAUUCCUGUUUGACUGUGUGGGACUGGUUAUGUGUUCUUCGUCUGGAGCAGUAUUCCGAGGCAUUUCGGAGUGAAGGGCUGGCAACGUUAGGACAAUGUCGCAACCUCACACCAGAUCAGCUGGAGCGGAUGGGCAUCACCCUGCCAGGUCACCAGAGACGCAUCCUCGCUAGCCUGAACAAAACACUUGGUAACAGUGACACACAAUCUGACACACACUCUCACCUUCUACAGUCUGAGAGAGAUCAGAGAUUGGAGGAAAUAGGACAUGCCAAGGUGUUGCAGAGAGAGAGACCUGUGCCUAUACCAGUGGAAGAAAAACCUGUCCCUAAGGAAAGGGAGAAAAGAGAUGGAGAGACAUUAAGACCUACACCCAGGGAAAGAGAGAAACCAGUCCCCAGGGAGAGACACAUGGCCAAGAUGAAAGAGGAAAGUGGAGAAGGGGGAGAGAAGAAGCCAGUUCCUGGACAAAGAAAAACAGCAGAUAGGGGAGGAAAAGAGGAAGAGAGGGAUGGAGGAAUAGAUGGAGAGAAGGAGAGGCCUGUGCCUAAAGAAAGAACUAGGUUUCGCUCUAGUGCUCCAGUGGACUGUGACCUCAACUCACUUGUCUCUCCAACUUCAGACACCUCUUUACCCCCUGUCCCUCCACGAAGCACCCCCAACUGCCCUCCACAGCGCUUCACCUCUCCCCUGAGCCCCUCACCUCCUGCUCGAACCCCUGCCUCCCCCAAACUGGACAGACAUGCGGUUAAAGCCCCAGCUGUACAUAGCAGAGCUAUAUCCCAGAGUUCCACCCAUGACCCCACACAUGCACCUCUCCACCCUCCCAACGUCCCCUCUGCCCUAACUCGGCCUCAGACUUUAGCCAUUCAGCUACCUGCCCAACUUUUGGGUAGUGAUGGAGGAAGAAAAAUCUCACCUGUUUCCCCCACAGCUUCCCACAGCGAUGACAUAAAUGUUCCACCUCUCCCUCCAAAAGCAGGGGCAGUACCUAAAGGCCCUCCACCAAUCCCACACCGGUUUCCUGCACAGUCUCCCAUAACAAACAGCCCCUCUCCCACCAAGACGGUCGCUGAUGAGAUGCAGAAAGACCAAACUCCACAGGUCCCACCUCGCAUCAGGACACCCCAAACUCUAGAAGACACACAUCAGUCAACUCAACCUGACGCUCAGCCGGCUCUGCCUGCAAGGAGAGUCACCCAACCUCCCUAUGAGUCCAGGCUGGAUUCACUCGAUUAUGAUUCAGAUGAAUACGAGGAUCCAGACUUGUUUUUCCCCAGCGUUCAUCGAAUGAACGCACCAGACAGGGAUAUGUCCCUGCAAGUGCCCGCCAAGAAAAAGGAACGGUCCACUUCUUUGUACAGUGAUGACGAGCAGUUGGAUGAGGAUGAUCCUAGCCCAUGGCAGGACGGGGGCAUCGACAAUCAGCAAGGAAGUUUCUACCUGCCAAACACUGGCAGACUGGCUCCAGCCCCUAAAGACGACAGCUCUCAGCUUGCCGCUGUCAUCAAGAAGGGCUGGCUGGACAAGAAUCCACCUCAGGGGGCCCUUUAUUAUCAGAGACGAUGGGUAAAGCUGGAUGUCGACUACCUGAGAUACUUUGACAAUGACAAGGAGGUGUAUUCUAAGGGGAUCAUCUCUACUGCCUUCAUCACUAAUGUGACCAGUGUGGGGGAGCUGAAGUUUGAGGUCGUCACAAACAACCGAACAUUUAUCUUCAGGGCUGAAAGUGAAGGCGAGAGAAACGACUGGGUGACUGUACUGAAGGACUGCAGCAGGGGGCGCUAUUGGCGCAGCACCAUGAACCCCAGCUCACCGUUGACUCCGGAUUAUCAGGGCUAUCUGGAGCUCAGAGGGUUACGCUCCAAACUUUAUACUGUUGUCGCCUCAGAUAAAGUCUUCCUCUACAAAACCAUGGAGGACUAUCGUCUAGGAGUGGGUAUCACAUCCAUCGAGAUGAAUGUAGGAAAUGUUAAAGACACAGAUCGCCGUGGCUUUGAUCUCACCACACCUUACCGCAUAUUCAGUUUUAUCGCAGAGUCAGAGCAACUGCGAGAGCAGUGGGUGGACGCCAUGCGGGAAGCGAUAGAUGAGGCGCUGUCAAAUAGCGAGGUGGCAGAGCGGAUCUGGGCAGAGCCUAGCAACAGCUUCUGUGCCGACUGUGAGGCUCCCAAGCCGGAAUGGGCUGCCAUCAACUUGUGUGUGGUGGUCUGCAAACGAUGCGCAGGAGAGCACAGAGGACUGGGUCCAAGCAUCUCAAAGGUUCGCAGUCUGAAGAUGGACAAGAACAUCUGGACAGAGGAGCUCAUACAGGUGUUCCUGUUGCUGGGCAACAAGCAGGUAAACAGUUUUUGGGCAGCUAACGUCCCACCAAGUGAAGCUUUGACAUCCUCUAGCUGCAGCGAAGAGCGACGGCGCUUCAUCACCAACAAAUACCGCCAGGGCAAAUACAGGAAGUACCACCCUCUGUACGGAAACCAAAGAGAGCUCGAUAAUGCUCUUUGUAUAAAUGUGCAGUGCAGUGAUGUGCUGGAGACGUUAAGCCUGAUUUUCUGCGGUGCAGAUGUAAAUUGUCCAACUGGUGUAGCAAGUUGUCCCUCUGCUCUCUCCCUGGCCAACGCACAUUCCCAACCUUUACAGGCUGAGUUAAUUCGCCACAAUCUCAACACAGAGCUACCACGAUCAGAGGUGGGCGGAGGCAUGGAGGCAGUACAUUACUCACCACCACCUUGUGUGUCUUACAAUGGCUUCCUGUUCAAGACUGCAUCCAUGGCUCGGGCCAUCACAGAGCGCAAGGCCAGAGAGGAGUUCAGUCGGCGCUGGUGCACACUGAAUGAUUGCACCUUCAGCUACUAUGAGAGUGACAAGAACUCGAACCCUAACGGAGCUCUGAAGGCUUCAGAGAUAGUCUGUUUGGCUGUCGACGCGCCUGAGAAACACGGGUAUGACAGCACCUUUGAACUCUACUCAGAGUCAGAGCGUCUUUAUCUGUUUGGCACUGAUGACCCAGACAGCCACAAGGAAUGGGUCAAGUCUAUUGCCAAGAGCUUUAUCCCAGCCACUGCAGAGCCACUACUGAGGUUGGCUUUUGAGCGGAUUGGGCGGCUGAAGUGUAAAGACGGCUUGAACCUGCAAACAUCCAAGGUUGGUUGGUUUGCUCUGGUGGGCUCCACACUUCACGCCUACCUGGAGGACAGCAAGGGAGAGGAAAUCCACCUCCGCAAACUAAAUGAACUCUCGAUUCAACAAGACAAUGAGGUGCUGGUUCUGGUGGAGAGAGGCAGAACUCUGUACAUAGAAGGAGAGAGGAAGUUGGAUUUUGCCGGCUGGUGUGGGGCCAUCCAGGCAGCAGCAGGGAGUGGAGGAGACACACUGAGCCAGCAGCAGCUGACAGAGACAGACAUACCUGUCAUAGUACACAGCUGCAUUGGCUACAUCACACAGUGCGGCUUGACCUCUGAGGGGAUAUAUCGUAAGAGCGGUGUGAACUCCCGUGUGGCAGCGUUGUGCGAGAGAUUUCGCCGUGAUGCUCGCAGUCUUUGUCUGAGGGAAGGAGAGCACCAGGUGGACGAUGUCUCCAACACACUCAAACGCUUCUUCAGGGAGUUAGAAAUGGGACUAUUCACGGCAGAAGAUGCCUGCACCUGGCUCACUACUGCUGCCAUUCAGGAUGAAAGCAAGAAAAUCUCCCAGUACCAGCUGUUGUUCAGCAGACUGCCUCGUGUAAACAAAGCUACACUACAAGCCCUAAUCAACCACCUCUAUUGCGUGCAGCGUUUUUCUGAGCUGAACCAGAUGAACCUCCAUAACCUGGCUAUAGUGUUCGGUCCCACACUCUUCCAGACCGACGGGAAGGACUUCUCUGCUGGCCGUGUGAUAGAGGACCUCAUACAGCACUACACACUCAUCUUUGAGGUGGAUGAGCAGCAGCUAAACAAGCAGCUGGAAGAGAUCACUGUUAUCAUCAAAGUGCGAGAGACACUCAACACAAAGUUUCCUAGUACUGAACCUGGGGGGCACUUCAUCUGUACAGUGUACCUGGAGGAAAAGAAGGAAACAGCAGAGCAACAUGUCAAGAUCCCUGGUUCUAUGACAGCAGCAGAGCUGACCUGUGAGGUCCUGGACCGGCGUAACAUCCUGGCUAAAGACAAAGAGUACUGGAGCUGCUGGGAGGUCAGCGACAAGGAGGAAAUGGAACGUCCACUGCACUAUCAGGAGCGAGUCUUACCCAUCCUUCACUCCUUUGGCACCGACUCCCAUCUGCUCAUCAAGAAACACCCUGCUAUGGAGAUGAUGAUGGUCUACCUGGCUAGUAAAGUGGAUGCAUCCAAACACGGAAUAAUGAAAUUCAGAGAAGAGCGAAGCAUCUUGGGAUUGGGACUGUCUUCUGGAAGUUUCCACGACCGAUAUUUUAUCCUCAAUUCCAGCUCUCUCAGAAUGUACAAGGAAGUCAGAAGUAACCGUCCAGAACGUGAUUGGUCAGUGAAAAACCUAAAGGUCUACCUGGGUAUUAAGAAGAAAUUCCGUCCUCCUACAUGUUGGGGACUGACAGUUGUGCAUGAGAGUAAGAAACAAGAGAAGCCAGAGAGACAGCAGUGGUAUCUCUGCUGUGACAUCCAGUCAGAAAUGAGGGAGUGGUAUGCUACUUUUCUAAGUAUCCAGUAUGAUGGCAAUGUGUGGCCUCAGAACGGACUCCAGCAGACACGAGUAAGCCGCGUGUUGCCGGAUACGCGUCAUGGUAAUGUGUCACUGAUACCGUUGCGUGGCAGUGAGAAUGAGAUGCGGAACAGCGUGGCAGCUUUCAGCCAAGACCCGCUUGCUCUCUUUAGAGAUGUUCGAUAAUAGUCGCUGCAAGCAAGGGCAAACAGUCUGACAUCUCAGAUGACCUCUAAACAUUCCAGUGACGACAUCAUUCUGCGACAGGAAAGGCCAGGAUGGCGAACACUCGUACUGUAUGUGGAUUAUGGCCUUCAACUGCCAUCUGCUCCUUUUGAAAAUGACCUGGACCAGAAAAUAAACAGACAAACAGGAUUACAUGUCAAAUAUAACCUACACUGGUCUCCCUGUCCAAACCAGUUUUACUUGACUUGAUGUACAGUAGAAGCAGCUGGGAGCGGUGGCAUUUAAAAUCAAAGAGUGACAGUUUGAUGGACUACGCUCAUAUCACUCGUCUGCGCCCAACAUUCCACUAUUUCCAGUGGUCAGUGUCAUGUGACUGAAUGGCUGCAUUGUUUAUGGGUCGUAAGCAUGAAAGACAUUCUGAGAGAAGUCUUUAUUUCUUUAAUGUGUUUCAGAAAAGACUUUGUCGGGUUAUUCUAGGCACUAGCAUUGAGUGCUUAACAAUUAAAUAUAAGAUUGAAGUUUAUUGACUUGUGAUGUUUUCAGCUCUCUUGCUGUACUAUUGCUCAAACAAUUGUGGGGAUAAUCCUGAGAGUUUGUUCCACAAGGGCCAAGACCGGGACUGAGAGGAAAAGCUGAGAAAUGGCAGGUGAUGGAUCCAUGUCUGUUACUCCGCAGGACAUUUGCCUGCACUCCUUGGUCAGAGUUGCAUAUAUGCACAAGUGUGCAUAGAGUAUGUGUGAAUAUGUGUACAGUAAGUGUGUUUGUGAGUGGGGAAGUUUUAACAUAAGACAUUGUGUCUUUUGGGAAAUGAAGGAACAAGAGGUAUGAGCUGAAGUCACAGUUUGGCUUUUGCCAAACACUGUUGGAAAAUGUGGUUAAAUAAGAGAAGCACUUCAUUCACUAUUUUCCCCUGUUCUGAAUCGCAUUAUAAACCAUAUUCAAAACAAUGUA
This is a messenger RNA of Sander lucioperca (pikeperch), 6114 nucleotides long. Its product is annotated as arf-GAP with Rho-GAP domain, ANK repeat and PH domain-containing protein 1. NCBI's taxonomy places the organism in Eukaryota, Metazoa, Chordata, Actinopteri, Perciformes, Percidae. The transcript is spliced from 34 exons. The record is from RefSeq and is a predicted model, not a curated record. Gene Ontology annotation, biological process: positive regulation of GTPase activity; signal transduction. Gene Ontology annotation, molecular function: protein binding; GTPase activator activity; phosphatidylinositol-3,4,5-trisphosphate binding. Bases 286 to 5163 code for a protein of 1625 amino acids.